Molecule: messenger RNA, 843 nt
Organism: Monosiga brevicollis MX1
Lineage: Eukaryota; Choanoflagellata; Craspedida; Salpingoecidae
Exons: 5
Coding region: 1-843 (280 amino acids)
Biological process (GO): intraciliary retrograde transport; intraciliary transport involved in cilium assembly
Cellular component (GO): cytoplasmic dynein complex; ciliary basal body; axoneme
Molecular function (GO): dynein heavy chain binding
Source: RefSeq, a predicted model, not a curated record
AUGAGUGAGGACAGCAAGCGCAAAAUUCCUGCCUAUCUGCGCAAAAAAGCGCAGGUCAAGUACGGCGACGAUCACCCAGUAAGGACGCGUUCAGCCAGGCGCACCUUUGAGUCGAAUGUUUGGUUACAUCUCAUGGUGUUGGCCGCCCGUCUCUGUCACAUGAACGUACAGGAUGCUGCCUUGCUACAACUAUUACCCGUGCCUGUGACCAUCGUUGGCAACAAAUAUGAUGUGUAUCGGGAUGAAAGCCUUCUGAACCGCUGUCGAGCCAUGUGGGCGCACCACGUCUUCAAGAUUCCCUACACCUCAAAAACGGCCUCGUUCGAUCACAACAAGCCGUUGAUCAUCUCUGCUGGUGCCGAUUCCUUUGGCAGCAUCGGUGUGGCCCGCAAGCCUUUGCAUCCCGAUGAUCAACACACUUAUCUUUGCGACUACCCUUGCCCCCAACAAGCUUGCUCAUGUGACGUGACGCCACAUCGACAUGGAUGUGUAGGUGCCCCCCCUUUGGAUGCUGAGCAUGCCGUAUCCGCCCGCACCCCGCAGGCCAUGUGGCAAGCCGUGUUCCAGCAAGCAGUGCCUAAAGCUCCGAAGACAGACGUACAAGCGGCCGUGGAUGAUCCAGCUGCCCACCAAGACUUUAAGGAACCUUCAAUUGACGCUGCCCGUGCGCGCAAGGAUGAGCUCAGACCUGAAAACGGUGUAUCAGCCCAGCUGUCAUGCCACACCAUUGACUUGGCCCGAACCAGCCAGACCAACCAGACCAAAGAAACUAAAAGCGCUCGUCAAGACAAAGCGUCGUGCAAUUGUAACGCCAACCGAAAGUAUUCAUCGGUUCGCUCGUAG